This is a messenger RNA of Chondrus crispus (carragheen), 222 nucleotides long. RefSeq lists its product as hypothetical. NCBI's taxonomy places the organism in Eukaryota, Rhodophyta, Florideophyceae, Gigartinales, Gigartinaceae. The record is from RefSeq and is a predicted model, not a curated record. The transcript is spliced from 2 exons. The coding region runs from base 1 to 156 and encodes 51 amino acids.
AUGGUUUUAUGCAAGGGUUUCAGGGGUGCCGGGAUUCCGCAAUGGUAUUGCGGGGAAGGUAAAACUUCUCUUAGUACUUUCUCAUGCAGGAGAGCAUCUGUUCUCCUCUCGAGCUUUCUACCUUCUUCGCGUUUGCUUUGGUUGCAAUGGUUAUAAGCAGUUCUGUAGAAUUACAACACGCGAUGCGAUUGCAUUCCACUAAAUGUUGAGCCUCUACCGCUA